AUUGUCUAUGCAGAGCGGCCUCUGACUGACAACAACAGGUCCUUGGCUUCCUAUGGCCUGAAGGACGGGGAUGUGGUGAUCCUGCGUCAGAAGGAGACGGUGGAGCCGCGGCCUUCUAUCCGCUUUCCAGGUCUGCCAAGGAUAGACUUCAGCAGCAUUGCUGUUCCUGGGACGUCCACGCAGCAGCACCGGCCCCCGGCGCAGCGUCCACGCCCGUCGCCUCUGGAUGCCCCGUCGUUCCCUCAGGGUCUGGACAACCCGGCGCUGCUGCGGGAGAUGCUGCUGGCCAACCCCCACGAGCUGUCCCUGCUGAAGGAGCGCAACCCGCCCUUGGCGGAGGCCUUGCUGAGUGGGGACCUGGAGAAAUUCACCAGGGUGUUGCUGGAGCAACAGCAGGAUCGAGCCCGACGGGAGCAGGAGAGGAUCCGACUCUAUUCCGCUGACCCCUUUGAUCUUGAGGCACAGGCCAAGAUAGAAGAAGACAUAAGGCAACAAAACAUCGAAGAGAACAUGACGAUAGCAAUGGAAGAGGCUCCUGAGAGCUUUGGGCAGGUGGUGAUGCUGUAUAUCAACUGCAAAGUCAACGGACACCCAGUGAAAGCCUUCGUGGACUCAGGUGCCCAGAUGACCAUCAUGAGCCAAGCCUGUGCUGAAAGGUGCAACAUCAUGAGACUGGUAGAUCGGCGGUGGGCUGGAAUCGCUAAAGGUGUAGGGACACAGAAAAUAAUUGGCAGAGUGCACUUAGCUCAGGUGCAGAUUGAAGGGGAUUUCCUGGCAUGCUCCUUCUCAAUCCUUGAAGAGCAGCCCAUGGACAUGCUCCUAGGACUGGAUAUGCUUAAGAGGCAUCAGUGUUCAAUUGAUCUCAAGAAGAAUGUCCUAGUGAUCGGCACGACGGGCUCACAGACCUCGUUCCUGCCGGAGGGAGAGCUCCCGGAGUGUGCCCGGCUGGCCUACGGCGCUGGGCGGGAAGACAUGCGGCCGGAGGAGAUCGCAGACCAGGAACUAGCAGAAGCAAUACAGAAGUCCGUAGAGGAAGCAGUUGCUGAUAGGUGGUACCAGGAAAACCAAGAAAUGAAAGAACAGGAGACUGAAGAAGGGGAGAGAGAGAAUGUGAUGCAGCACCAAGGAAGCUCAGCUCCUCACAAGAAGUGUGUUCUUUCAUAG
This is a messenger RNA of Acanthisitta chloris (rifleman), 1164 nucleotides long. RefSeq names its product DNA-damage inducible 1 homolog 2 (S. cerevisiae) (gene DDI2). The record is from RefSeq and is a predicted model, not a curated record. Gene Ontology annotation, biological process: proteolysis. NCBI's taxonomy places the organism in Eukaryota, Metazoa, Chordata, Aves, Passeriformes, Acanthisittidae. Gene Ontology annotation, molecular function: aspartic-type endopeptidase activity. The transcript is spliced from 8 exons. The annotation marks the transcript as partial.